Molecule: messenger RNA, 504 nt
Organism: Miscanthus lutarioriparius
Lineage: Eukaryota; Viridiplantae; Streptophyta; Magnoliopsida; Poales; Poaceae
Source: the annotation of a GenBank genome assembly
AUGACACAGACACAGCCAUCUCCGGCGCCAAUUCAGGCUCCGGCGCCGCCAGUCCCGACCCGUCCUGUGUUGGAGCCGCGUUGCUCGCCAAUGCCAGUGCCACCGCGGCCACUUGCGCGGCCCAUGCAGCAGGUGUUGCCGACUCCUCCGGUGGUACACGCCUUCUGCCACAUGCCUCGGCAAGCACUGGCACCUCCCUGCCAGCCACAGGUGUCCGUCCAGUCGAAGCAGAGGAGGAUACUUGAUCCAUUUGAAGCCGCCAUACUGAGAGAACAAGCAGAUCAGGAGCAAACGGUGGCUGCAGCACCUGAACCGUCGCCGUACAAGCAGUUCCCUGCUGCUGCGCCUGCGCUUCAAGAAGAUGAUGACGACUUGGUCAAGGACCUGGAGGACGCCAUGUCGACAGCUGAAGCAGAGGAGCAAACGGUGGUUGCUGCGCUUCAAGACGAAGACGAAGACGACAACUGGGACGAUUUGGCCAAGGAAUUGGAAAUUGAAGAAUGA